Myxozyma melibiosi is the source of this 1814-nucleotide messenger RNA. Its product is annotated as sugar transporter. Gene Ontology annotation, cellular component: membrane. The record is from RefSeq and is a predicted model, not a curated record. NCBI's taxonomy places the organism in Eukaryota, Fungi, Ascomycota, Lipomycetes, Lipomycetales, Lipomycetaceae. Gene Ontology annotation, molecular function: carbohydrate:proton symporter activity. The coding region runs from base 94 to 1722 and encodes 542 amino acids. The transcript has 2 exons. Gene Ontology annotation, biological process: transmembrane transport; carbohydrate transport.
GAGAACAAGACAAAUCCCUACGACUCUCAUCCAUCAUGUCGGCCAACGAAGAAAACUUGAGCCAGGAGCAGAUUGACAAGAUCCGAAAGGACUAUGCGCUCACCGUCGGCGACGAGCUCGCUGCUGUACGUUUUCCUUCUCUCAUGCUGUACUGCUCCUAGUGCCCUGCUAACUCCUCCAACCAUCCAGAUCCUCCCCAUCUCCACCAAGCCAUGGUACCGCCAGCCCCACCUCGUCAAGCUCAACCUGCACCUCUUUGCCUGCAUGUGCUACUCCUCCGCCACCGGCUACGACAGUUCGCUCAUGAACGGUCUGCAGUCGCUCGAGCUCUGGCAGGUGUUUAUGGACCACCCCACCGGCGGCUGGCGUGGAUUCAUCAACGCCAUCAACAUCAUCGGUGGUCUCUUGGGUCUUUCGACCGUCGGUUACUUCACCGAGCGCUUCGGUCGUAAGGUGCCCUUGGUGUUUUCGAUCACGUGUAUUUCUUUGGGCGCUGGUCUUGGUGCUGGCGCGAAGAACCCGGCGAUGUUUAUCAUGGGUCGUUUCUUUGUCGGUCUUGGUGCUUCGUAUAUUCUUGGUGCUCCUCUUACCAUUGCUGAGCUUGCCUACCCUACUCAUCGUGGUCGCGCUACCUCGCUGUACAACUGCUGCUACUACCUUGGCUCGCUGAUUGCCGCCUGGGUUAUCUACGGCACUCGUCAUCUCAACGACUGGGCCUGGCGCACACCCACGCUCUUGCAGUGCGGCAUUCCCUGUCUCCUUUUGAUUCCCACCCUUCUGCUCCCCCAGUCCCCUCGUUGGUUGAUUUCGCGUGGCCGUCACCAAGACGCGCGCGCUGUGCUCGUCAAGUACCAUGCCGGCGGCGACGAGAGCUCUGUGCUUGUUGACUUUGAGAUGGAGGAAAUCAGCCGAACGCUCGAGCUCGAGAAGUACGCGGCCAAGAACGGUUCGUGGUCGCUGCUGUGGAAGACUCCUGGAAACCGACACCGGUUGUUUAUCAGUAUCACUCUCGGAGUUUUCGCGCAGUGGAACGGUGUCGGCGUUGUCAGUUACUACCUCUCGAUCGUGCUCAACUCUGUCGGUAUCACCUCUGUGACCAAGCAGACGCUGAUCAACGGUUUCUUGCAACUCUGGAACUUGAUCUGCGCCGUCUUUUCCGCGGUCGUGGUCGAGUCGGCUGGUCGCCGGCUGCUGUUUUUGACGUCGGGAGUCGGCAUGUUUGUGUCGUAUGUCUUCAUCACUGCCUUGUCGGGAUCUUUUGCAAACACGGGCAACAGCGCGACUGGAAUCGCGAUGAUCCCGUUCUUGUUUAUCUACUACGGUUUCUACGAUAUCGCAUACACCCCGCUUCUGUUUGCUUACCCCGCCGAGAUCUGGAACUACACCAACCGCGCGCGCGGCCUCGUCGUCGUCCAGGUGUCUACUUUCCUCGCCCUGAUCUUCAACCUGUUUGUGAACUCGAUCGCGCUCGAAAACAUCCAGUGGAAGUACUACAUCGUCUUCCUCGCCAUUCUCGCGGGCGUCAUCCUCACCACGUACUUUGGAUACCCCGAGACCCGCGGCCACACGCUCGAGGAGAUGUCGCGCGUGUUUGACAAGAACGAGCCGGUUGAUGUCGAGGCGGAGCGCAGGGUGGAGGAUAUCUUGAACACGAUGCAUGAUAAGGCGCAGGACGAGCAUGCGGAGAAGACGGAGUCCGUGUUUGAGGGGGGUGAGAAAUAAAGACUAGAUGUCGAGAUCAGUCUAUUUAAUGGUUUCCUGGAAUGGAGACGUUGUUUCGUUUAUAGUAUUAGCAUGUUAGUUAUAAUUUUGGA